Habropoda laboriosa is the source of this 1423-nucleotide messenger RNA. Its product is annotated as chloride channel CLIC-like protein 1. The transcript is spliced from 9 exons. Gene Ontology annotation, cellular component: membrane; endoplasmic reticulum. The coding region runs from base 11 to 1423 and encodes 470 amino acids. The record is from RefSeq and is a predicted model, not a curated record. Gene Ontology annotation, molecular function: chloride channel activity. Lineage: Eukaryota; Metazoa; Arthropoda; Insecta; Hymenoptera; Apidae.
GAACGUGUUUAUGUUUAUUAUAAUUCAUAUUUUUACUGCCGUUGUAAGUGUUAAUUGUGAAGAUGAAAACUUCUUUGAAGAUGUGCUAAAUCCAGAAGAUAUUGUAGAUCCACAUUCUUUGUAUUUUAAUAAGCAAAGUAAGAAGAUGAUUACAGAUAUGGAAGUGGGCUCAUAUGAGGCAACAGAUAUCUUACAAGAGAAUAAUGAAGCAAAAUGUAUCGUGAAAACUAGUGAAAAAGCAAAUGAUUGUAGCAAUCAUGAAGCAAUCUUUUAUAAGCGUCUUCUUAAUUUGUUAUUAUCAAAUAUUAACAUACAGGAGGAGGAUGACGUAUCAAUAACAGGAACAGUACAGAUUGAAAUAUCUCAUUCACAAAUGGAAAUCCUUCAAAACUUUAAGGUUCACAAAAAAUCUUUAAGAGAAGUUGAUGAAAUUUUGAGCAACAUAAUAAAGAAGCCUGGAUACAAUUAUAUGGCUGGAGCUAUGUAUAUUUUUGGUGUACUACAAAAAAUACUGAACACACUAUUUGAAACAGUACAAGAAUAUCAAAAUGGAGCUGUAAUUAUAUUUGCAUUGUUAAUGGUUGGUUUGUCAUUUAGAAUGAUGAAAUGGGGACAAACACUUCCCAUCUUCAGUUUAAUACAAAUCAUAUUUGUACUUAGUUUCUUUAUGACUUGGUGGCAACUUAUACAGGAUGCUGAAAUUAAAGCUGCUGCAGCACAAAUGAAAUUUGCAGAGAUACCAAUCUCAUGUCAACCAGAUAAAAUGAACUUGUGGCAUAAGUUUGUUUCAUACUUUAUUAACGACGAUUGUGAACAGUAUUAUAAAAUAAUGAUGUCUAAUCCAAAGCUAACAGUUACACCUGCACUUGCAUUAACUCAUUUUAUUACUACCGUUAUUCUUCAUCCAAUUACACAUGUCGGCACUGUAAUAUCUUCUUUUAUAAGUAACGCUACAGAGGAUGUCUCAUGGACCUAUGCGUGGAUUAUAAAAUGCAUGCUCUUUUUGUGCGUAGGUCUCGUUAUAUUAAUGAUACCGAUCUUCCUAUCUGGUGCAUCUAUUAAUUUAGGCUUCGGACCACUGUUCAGAAUCGGAAUUAGUCAUCAGAAAAAAUCUGAAAAAGGUAAUUCGUUACAAAGUAUUGAAAAACGGGAACCUGUAGAAGUAAUUCUGAAGUUAAAUCCUGCUAUCGACUUACCACAAAUAAAAAAAACUUUGGAGAUCAAGCAAACAGAUGCUCUACCAGUAUUAGAAACUGAACGCGAAGAAAUAAACAGUGAUUUUCAAAAAUAUGAGGAUGAUUUAUCUUCUGGUGAUACAAUAAAAACCCAAGAGUUUUUAAAAUGUGAUAAAGAAAAUGUUACGAAAGGUGAAAAGCAUGAUGCAGUGAAGUUGGGAAAAAACGACGGAAGUGGAGAUGCUUGA